UUGCAACAUGGCAAACAGACACUCUUCUCAAAGCAAACUUUUCAUGAUAGUGAUUUCUGCCUUGCUCAUGAUCAGUAUCUGUACAGCCAAGUUUCCAAGAUACCAAAGAAAUCAUAUCCCAAAUUACAGCAAAAUUGCUGAUACUGGCUCUGUGAUUUAUCAGAAACUUGAGGCGAAUAAAUAUUUUGUUGGUGAAGAGAGAACAUCUGUCCCUACUCAGGCUCCCACUGAGCCACUAGCGAAUACAUCUCAGCCUCAAGUCAAACCUCAGAGCUCUCAAGCUAGGUCAUCUCUUCCGGCGCCUUCUCCUGUUCAGCAAUCCCAGCAGCCUCAGGCCAGCCCUCAUUCACAAAAGUCAGGAACUGAUUUCAGAAAAGUUGAUAGUUAUCAACAAUUUUUGAUAAAUUCACUCAAAUCUGACUUUUUAAGAGAAUUCGAAAACUUAUUUGAUAGUGUUACAGCGGUCGGCAGCGAUCAUGUGUUCGACCUGAUUGAAUUUUAUGAUGACAAGAUCCUUCUAAUAGACUUUUACACUAAAAGAGGCAACCAUGAGAAAGUCAUCAAAGAUCUUAAGACUCUCAUCGGAGACAACCAAGCCUGAUAUGAUCAGAUCUUGUACGUUGACGUAAAUGCAGAGCUAAAGUAUGAAUUUUACAAUAUCCUGUAUGACUUGAACCUGCUUAUGGAGCCAUUGAACAGCUUCCCCUACUUCUUGGUCCUUAAAGGCGGUCAAGGAGAUAUGAUUACCGGUGAAGACUCAGCCCAACUAAUCUACACUAAAGUCACACAAUUCCUAUCCUAACUCCUAUUUCCCCUAUUCAGUAGAACAA
Moneuplotes crassus is the source of this 830-nucleotide messenger RNA. Lineage: Eukaryota; Ciliophora; Spirotrichea; Euplotida; Euplotidae. The record is from the annotation of a GenBank genome assembly.